Messenger RNA from Aspergillus wentii DTO 134E9, 531 nucleotides. RefSeq names its product DUF4149 domain-containing protein. The transcript has 3 exons. Bases 1 to 531 code for a protein of 176 amino acids. Lineage: Eukaryota; Fungi; Ascomycota; Eurotiomycetes; Eurotiales; Aspergillaceae. The record is from RefSeq and is a predicted model, not a curated record.
AUGGACAGUAUCGUUCGCACCGUGGGAAAUCUGCUUCCCUAUCACAUGCUGUCCUAUGGGACUCUGCUGGGAACAGAAUUUUAUCAAAGCUUCGUCAAUACCAAGCUGUGCUAUAAGCACCUUCCCAUGCGAGAAUUCAUCACUCUGCAGAAACGUAUAUUCCCAGUCUACUUUAAUUGUCAACUCGGGCUCGUCAUCUUGACUGCCCUCACACGCCCCCCUUAUAGCGUCGUCUCUUUGGCAAAGAACCUGUGGGACGCAGCCCCUUUGGUGAUUAUUGUUGUCACCGGUGCCCUCAAUCGGUUUGUCUAUGGUCCCCGCACCACGAAAGCCACAUUUGUCAGGCGAGCGCUUCAAGAGAGCUCCAAUAAUGAAACCGGCACAUCCGGCUCAGACCCCUCCAAGCUGCAGCAGGCCAAUCGCGCUUUCUCUUUCAACCAUGCUAUGACAAUCCAUCUUAAUGCGAUAUCGGUGGUUGCUACCGUCUGGUAUGCUUUCUCACUGUCAUCAAGUAUCUCUUCAGGGCUGUAG